Messenger RNA from Lutzomyia longipalpis, 4548 nucleotides. Its product is annotated as ATP-binding cassette sub-family C member 5-like. Gene Ontology annotation, molecular function: ATP hydrolysis activity; ATP binding; ABC-type transporter activity. The transcript is spliced from 10 exons. NCBI's taxonomy places the organism in Eukaryota, Metazoa, Arthropoda, Insecta, Diptera, Psychodidae. Gene Ontology annotation, biological process: transmembrane transport. Bases 486 to 4496 code for a protein of 1336 amino acids. Gene Ontology annotation, cellular component: membrane. The record is from RefSeq and is a predicted model, not a curated record.
AGUCAUGAUUUCGUUCUCGAUGCAUUAACAGCAAUUAAAUUUUUCUUGUUGAAAAGAUUUCGAAAUUCCGGGAAAAGUGGAAAAUUACCCAAAUAAGUGCAAUUGUUAAUCACUAAAGGUGAAAAAUCAAGGAAUAUGUGAAUAAAAUUGCAUCUUAAGUUGAUUUUUCUUGUGCUAUCCCUAAAAUGUGAAAACUUUUUCUGAAAAAAUAUCUUAUCCUUAUCUUUUCUUAUCGUGCGCCUUUAUGAUAAGAACACUAAAAUUAAUUUGCUCGCCUUUGCACAGAAAGUUAGUCAGUGGCUGGCAUUGGAAGCAGUUGAAUCGUUCUCAUGAAAAAAAAAUCAUAAGUUUGUGUGAUUAAUAAAACGCUUUAAUUGAAAAGCGAAGAAAUUGAAUUUAUCAUGUUCAUGGAAAUUGUAAUUGCGAUUUAGAGGGAAUUUAUAGUGUUUUUGUUAAUAAAGUGAUUUUUUAGAGAAAAAGCAAUAAUGACUGAUAAUAUUCCUCUGACCCCUGAGCGGUCUGUGAAAAGUUAUGAUUUUGGGCAAAAUGAUUCGCAAGAGAACGACAAGACAAACGAUUCCACAAUCACAGGAACGUCCAUUCCCAUGGAAAACCUGAACCUACGGCCUAAGAAAAUUGAACGUCUUCCUCAAGCUAGUCAGCAAUAUGUGGGAAAUCGCAGUAUUUCCAGAUACGGCAAUGCGUGGUCAGUUUUGACGCCACUGUCGAAAUCUAAAGCUCCCAGUGAGACACUCCCGAUUGAUUCAGUAGGAUGGCUCAGCAAUAUCACUUUUUCCUGGAUUCACAAGUACCGCGUUACGCGGGAAAUGAUCAAGAAGAGAAAUAAUUUGCCAAAGCACCAUCAAAAUCUGAUCACUGGCGCACGACAGAAGAUGCCUCAUAUAGACAGUGUUGAGGUGAAUGGGCGUCGUAUGAAGGGCCAGUACCGGGAUGAACUGCAAAUUCACGGGAAGAGCAAAGGAUCGAUGUUCAGAGUUGCAUUGAAAUUCUGCAGGACCAGAAUAAUUGUGGCCACUCUCUUUCAUUUUUUGGCAAUUUUUCUGGCAUUUAUCGGACCAAUUCUCUUCCUCAAUUUAUCACUGCACUCCAUGAGGUAUGAGCAUGAGCUGGAAAGCAAUAGAACGGCUGAAGAACUCAGCAGAUCGUCUCUCUUAAAUGCAACUGAAGAUUUAUUCGGAAAUGCAACAAGGAUGCAAUUUCAACGUGAGGUGGGAAUCCCAGUACUGAACCGCGUAGGAUUUGCUUUGGGAAUGGCACUUUGCUUCUUCCUUAAGACAAUCCUACUCAGCACGAGCAAUUGGAUAAAUUUGCGAACUGCGAUGAGACUGAGAACGGGAUGUUUGGCGGCUGCCUUUGAAAAUGUCAUGAAAAGCGUGAUCACCCACACAAUUGCUCCACACCAACUGAUGACUCUCGCCAUGGAUGAAAGUGAGCAUAUUGUGGAAUUGAUCACAAAGGGACAUCGUGUCUUUGGCACAGUUCUCCACUUGAUCCUAACUUUCAUCGUGGCCAUCCUACUCUUAUCUGCGCCUGGGAUGUGGCCACUCUUUGUCGUCUUUGGGUUUCUUCUGCUGGGAAUUCCAUUAGCUAAAAUUUCAACGUUUCACCUGAGAAAAUCUCUAUCGCAUUUAGCGAGAAAAUUAACAGUUGUCGAGGAAUUUUGCAUCUACUUUAGAGAUAUUGUGAUAUUUGGGAAUCAAAAUACAACAAAAAAGAAUUUCAUAAGUGCUGUUGAGGAAGAACAUUCCUCCAUGAAAUGGUCUUCCAUUUUCUCAACGAACUUCUCAGGAAAACUAACAUCAGCUAUGCUCCUCGGUGGCCUCUACAUGAUGUGGUGCGAUCCAAAGGUUCAAACGGAAAGCAUUGAUGUCCUAACAUUGGUUAUCCUAUACGCCUUCCUGGUGCAAAAUUUUAUAUCGGAAUUUUUGCAAUCUCUAGGCGCCAUUUUCAAUGGAAAAGCUGUUAUGGAUAAGCUUAGGCAUAUUUGCAACAUAGAAGUGGUUAAUUCUACAAAGCAAAAGCCUGAAUUGUACAGAGUAAUCUCCAUUGCUGACAAUGAGUUCAGGUGGCACACCCAGGAAGAGAAACCAAACAGGAAAACGAAUUCUCUGAAGGAGGAUGUUGUUUUAACGGUGAAAGAAUUUUAUGUAGCCAGCAAUCAAAUUGUUGGGAUUACAGGACCCCCAAAAUCCGGCAAGACUAUGCUGCUGUACUCAAUCUUAGGGCACACCAAAUGGGUACACGGUAUGAAGGGUCUCAAUAAAGGGGUUUUCCAAAAACGCGGGAAAAUAGCAUUCUUCCCGGAGAAUUGUGCACUCUCUUUGGGAUCCCUGAAAGACAACAUUCUCAUGGGAGAUGACUUCAAUGACCAAUUGUUCUACGAGGCCAUCAAUGCUGCUCAACUCAAUGACAUACUCAUUCGUCCAGGGAUGGAAGAUGAAGACAUUGGAUCGUUGGAACUCAGUGCUAGUCAAUUGGAUAAGGUGACUCUGGCUCAAGCCAUUUACACAAAACGCAACAUUAUUCUUCUGGACAAUCCAAUGAGCAGAUACAAUGAAACCACGGAUGGUGAUGUUUUCCGAUUGUUCAAUAAUUUCUUCAAUAUUCUACGAAACCAAAAGAAGACCGUCAUUCUCUCUACUCAAGAUCAUAACUUUUUAGCACUUUGCGGAAGGAUUUACAUUAUGGACCAAUGUAAGGUUGCUGCAGAGCUAAACUACCAUGACCUCUCAAGCUAUGCUGACUAUGAGAAUUGGAGCAAAAACUAUGCAAAGAUGAAGAAUGUUGUAAAUGCAGAAAGGCUCGAUGGUUGCAAUGCAGCCGGUAUUUCGCCACUAGUCAAUAAGGAUAAACGAAUCGUUAAAGGACCUUACAAUGGUGACCAGGGAGCAUCUGAAUCAUCUGAUCAAGUUCUAAUUGAGAAGGAAAAAAAGACAAAAGUCCUGAAUAAUUUUGGAAAAUUCAUCUUUGUAUCUGCAUUCCUUGCCUUUGUUCACUUCAUCAUAAGUGGAAGCUACGUCACACUACCAGGCUACAUUAUUUUAGCUCAAAUACUCCCAAUUGAGCUAUGGAUUUCACUUAUAAGCUUUGGCUUCAUCUGCGUCUCCUUCAUGAUGGAAUUAAUUGAUAGAGUUUACACAUCAAGGAUUUCUGAAAAGUACUCAAUUAAACGGGAAAAGGAGAAAUUUGAACUUCUCCUCGAGACAUCAAUGAAUUUUCUCUACAACAAUUCCGUAUCAGAUUUGGUGUUCAUCUUCAUGGAAAACUCAUUCGCCCUACUCAAUGCACAUCGGAAUAUCAUUCACAAAAUAACUCUCAUCCUUGUGGCCACGGGAUAUUUGGCAUUCACAAAUCCCUGGGCAAUUAUUGUGAUAGUACUUUUAAGUGUGGGAUGUACCUGGAUUUUCUUCUUCUUCAAGACAACAGUUGAAGAUUUUUAUGCAAAAGAAUUUGAGACAAGGCGCAAAAUGUGUAGGCACAUUACGAAUUGUGUACGAACUAGAGCUGUCCAUGGCAAUUCCUCAAAAGCCUACAAGAUCCUCUGUGAGCUCCUGGAUGAGAAUUCCACGUUACAAUUUGUUCGAAAGUGCACAAUUCUACAUGCUCAAUUUCUUAUGAAUAUUUUCAUCAGUGUAGGAUUUUUCAGUACGUGCUGCCUCAUGCUACUCCUACCAAAUGCACCACUGGAUGAACAGAAAUUACGCUACACCUAUGGAAUUCUUUUGUACUUGAUUAUUGCCAAGAAUUUUCAAGAUUUGCUCCAAAGUGGAGUCUUUGAUCGGGUUGUUGCGGUAGAAAAUGCAGCAAUGGUGGCCAAUCUUGUGCAUGAUCUUGAAACAACAAAAGCUCUAGACAUUGUGGAAUGCGUUUCAGACUACAGCAAGAGUUUAAGUGUGAGUUUCAUGAACCUCACUUGCAAACCAGGAAGUGUUAGAAGGCUCAACAUUAAGGAUGUUCACGUGAAUGCUGGAGAAAAAGUGGGAAUAAUGAUGGAUGGUUCAUAUUUGCUGGUUCCUCUCCUAGGAAGAGUUCUAUCACCCCAAUCCGGGGUGAUAUUCUUUGGCCAAAAGGACAUUUCUUCUUUUCCCGAUAAUCAUUUUCACAAAAUUGUUGGUUUCAUAUCCAGCAAUCUACAACCAAGUUCUGCAACAAUUUUAUCUAUUAUUGAUCCAUACAAUGAGCGAAAGGAAGAGGACCUAAUGGAGGCACUGAGAUAUUUUGAACUUGGUCAGAAAAUAUCCAUUCUUCCGAAGCAGUUGAAUGAAACAAUAUCACAUCUAACACCGGAUGAAAAGCAGGUCCUGUGUCUUGUAAAGAUUUGGCUUGAAAGACCGAUUAUUGUCAUUGUGGAAAAUCCUCAUCCGGACGCUCUUAAUAAAAUUAAUUCAACAAUCAAUGAUUCAUUCAAAGAUGUCACAGUUAUAAAGAUCGCAACUAGCCAGUAUCAACUGAUUUCGUGUAAUCGUAUCUUGUAGUUUUAUUAAAAAAAAAUUUAUUACAUAUUCUUUACGUUAAUUUGUUGAAGAA